AUGGAGAUGCCGGUCAUCCCAGCACAGCAGAAAAGGCAAGUGACCACCAUUAUUUUCUUGCUACUCUUGUUGGAGGUGGGCAGUGAAACUAUUAAAUAUUCCGUUCUAGAAGAAAGAGACAGAGGCUCUUUUGUAGGCAACCUAGCCCAAGAUUUGGGGCUAGGUGUAGAGGAGCUGGUCACUCGGGGUGCACAGAUUCUUUCCAGAGGGAACAAACAGCAUUUGCAGCUGGAACAGAAGAGUGGGGAAUUACUCCUCAAAGAAAGAGUGGACCGGGAAGAGUUGUGUGGGGACACAGAUCCAUGCAUUUUGCAUUUCCAGUUGCUACUGAAAAACCCGGUGCAGUUUAUUCAAGGUGAGCUACAGAUCCAAGAUGUAAAUGACCAUGCUCCAGAAUUCUUAGAAAAUGAAAUUCUCCUUAAAAUCUUGGAAAGCACACAUCCUGGGACCCUGUUUCCUUUGCAAAUAGCUCAAGAUUUGGACGUAGGAUGCAAUACAGUUCAGAGCUAUACAAUCAGCACCAACUCCCAUUUCCAUCUUCUCACUGGAAAUCACAGCGAUGGCAGGAAAUACCCUGAACUGGUGCUGGACAAAGCACUGGACCGGGAAGAGGAGCCUGAGCUCAGAUUAGUCCUCACAGCACUAGAUGGUGGGUCACCACCCAGGACUGGGACUUCUCAGGUUCUCAUUGUAGUUAUGGAUAUCAAUGACAAUGCCCCUGAAUUUGUUCAGGGACUCUACGGAGUACAGGUACCAGAGAACACUCCUGUAGGUUCCCUUGUCAUCACUGUAUCAGCUAGAGAUUUAGAUGCUGGGAUUCACGGAGAACUUUCCUACUCAUUUUUCCAAUCCUCAAAUCAAGUCAUUCAGGCCUUUGAAAUAAAUACAGACACAGGAGAAAUUAGAUUAAAAAAACUGUUGGAUUUUGAGGAAAUUAAGUUUUACCGCAUGGAAAUUGAGGCCUCAGAUGGCGGGGGACUUUCAGGGAAAUGCACAAUAGAAAUAGAAGUGCUGGAUGUAAAUGACAACGCCCCUCAGUUGACGAUGUCACUAUUUAACAGUGACAUUCCAGAAAACGCUCCGGAAACUGUGGUCGCUAUUUUUGGAAUUUCAGAUCCAGACUCUGGAGACAAUGGGAAAAUGAUAUGUUCCAUCCAGAACAGUCUCCCUUUUCUCCUGAAACCUACAGUAGAAAAUUUCUACACGUUGGUCACAGAAGGCUCUCUGGACAGAGAAAACAGAGCAGAGUACAAUAUCACCAUCACCGUCUCCGACUUGGGGACUCCCAGGCUGCAAACCCAGCACACCAUCACCCUGCAGGUGUCCGACGUGAACGACAACGCCCCCGAAUUCACGCAGGUCUCAUGGGGACUU
Messenger RNA from Dipodomys ordii (Ord's kangaroo rat), 1374 nucleotides. Its product is annotated as protocadherin beta-17-like. Gene Ontology annotation, biological process: homophilic cell-cell adhesion. Lineage: Eukaryota; Metazoa; Chordata; Mammalia; Rodentia; Heteromyidae. The record is from RefSeq and is a predicted model, not a curated record. Gene Ontology annotation, molecular function: calcium ion binding. The annotation marks the transcript as partial. Gene Ontology annotation, cellular component: plasma membrane. The transcript is spliced from 2 exons.